This is a messenger RNA of Purpureocillium lilacinum, 1191 nucleotides long. NCBI's taxonomy places the organism in Eukaryota, Fungi, Ascomycota, Sordariomycetes, Hypocreales, Ophiocordycipitaceae. The record is from RefSeq and is a predicted model, not a curated record.
AUGGCUGGCUGGCUGAGCCGUCUCUGCAAUGCAGCAGCCAUCCCACGGUGCGUCGCCGUCAUCAGCCAGCCCGGAAAGCAUGUGCUUCAUCACACACUUUUUUUCCCUCUUGCUCUGUCGUGUCUUCACCCUUCCAUUCUCCCGAACGUCGCUUGGCGUGGGGUCCAUCCACAUCCACUUCCGCUUCCACAACCAUGCACCGUCCCUCCAUCCAUGUGGAACCAGCAAGUCAUCACUCACCAACCAACAUGCUUAAAGUGCCAACGGAGUUGCUACGGCCCUCGUGCGAAGAUCAAAGGGCCGGCCAUUCAUCUGUGCCGAGCACGGACUGGCCUUUGUCAUCGGACGUUUUUGGAACCCCAGGCAACCUCCCAUGCUCGCCUCCCAAGGCCGCCGCCACCAGGGUGCUCGCUCGUACGAACCACAGGCAGCUCGGGCCAGGGCGGCCGGCCGCCUGCCUGCUCGCGUGCGGUGCCGUGCGGGUUGGAUUGGUGGUACGUAGUGCUGUCGGUCUGGCAGGGAGGAAGGCUAUGCAUGCAAUCAAUCCGUGCCGCCCCUCGUCUUACGACUUCUAUUACUGUACGGUACCGUAGAGGGCACAUUUGCCGAGCAGAGGGGCGCGCAAGAGAGACAAAGGUAGGAAGAGAAAGAGAAACAGGAAGAGAGACAAAGAGAGGGGGGAACCAGACGAUGCUACUUCGUGGUCCUUCCUUCCUGCGGCCGCGCCCACACGAACCUCGUACAGGCACAUAUUCGCUCCCGUCCUUUUGGCUUGCCUGGCCCGGCGCCAACGCUGCCGUGCAACCAUCCACACCACACACAGUCGCUGAUGGGCCGACAGUUUGUAUGAACUUGCUUGCUUGCUCGCUCGCUCGCAAGCAGGCAGGCAGCCAGCCAGCCAGUCAGGCAGUCAGGCAGUCAGGCAGCCAGGCAAUCAACCGACCAACCAUGCGUCAGUCCAAGUCUCGCAGGCCUCGGGACGACGCGGGAGCCCGCCAGGCCAUCGCCCAGCCCGGCCCAGCCCAGGGUGCUUGCAAUUCCCGCGACAUCCGCCGUCUCCGUUCCUGGCUCCAUGCUUCCCUCGUCCUAUUCCCGGGGCGGAGCGAACCCGACAUGAAAAUAAUAUUGGUUCAUGGAGUGAAGGCGUUCGGUAUUGGCAGACCGCUCCGCGGCACCGGACAGGGUCCUUGA